AUGUCUGUAAACUGGGUGAUGCUCCACGACCAGGACGGCUUCGUCCGUCUUCCCAACGAGCGCUUGAUAUACUCCUCCCCUCCCCGCACCAGCUUCUCCCUCACACCACCCUCUGCCUACAAGGGCAAAGAGAAGUUGUCUCUCCAGAGCGGUGCUGGCUGUAUCCACAUCACCAACCAAAGGGUCGUCUACCUCCCCGCCCAAGCAACAAACGAUUUCCAGUCCUUCUCCUCUCCUCUCCUGCAUGUCCAUGAUUCACACGUCUCCGCCCCCUUCUUCGGCCCCAAUGUAUGGACCGCCCUGGUGCAGCCUGUGUCCGGGGGCGGCAUUUCAGCGUCAUUACCCGCCGUACAAGCCAAAGUCACCUUCAAAGAGGGCGGUGCUUUUGAUUUUCAUACAAACUUCGAGCGCAUCAAGGAACGACUCGAACAGGCCGUUGAGAAUACAGGAGAGAAUGCCCGAGGAUCGCGCGCCGUGGAUCUCUCUGCGGUCCAUCUGGAGCAGCUACCUGCAUACGAGGGUCCUCGAAAUGGGGCUUCCAACGCUGAGCCCAGUGAGCCACCAGAAGAGUCACGAAGUACACAAAGAGCAUCUGUGACAGGUCCCGAUCCUGUGGAGCCCCCGCCAUGCUACGAGGAGGUUCAGCAGCAAAGCGUGGCGAAUGAAUUGGAGGAGCGGUUGCGAAGGUCCAGCUAA
Molecule: messenger RNA, 696 nt
Organism: Penicillium alfredii
Lineage: Eukaryota; Fungi; Ascomycota; Eurotiomycetes; Eurotiales; Aspergillaceae
Product: GRAM domain-containing protein
Exons: 3
Coding region: 1-696 (231 amino acids)
Biological process (GO): positive regulation of DNA-templated transcription
Cellular component (GO): nucleus
Molecular function (GO): chromatin DNA binding; transcription coactivator activity
Source: RefSeq, a predicted model, not a curated record